Drosophila hydei is the source of this 1854-nucleotide messenger RNA. RefSeq names its product ERI1 exoribonuclease 2-like. The coding region runs from base 423 to 1325 and encodes 300 amino acids. The record is from RefSeq and is a predicted model, not a curated record. Gene Ontology annotation, molecular function: 3'-5'-RNA exonuclease activity; nucleic acid binding. Lineage: Eukaryota; Metazoa; Arthropoda; Insecta; Diptera; Drosophilidae. Gene Ontology annotation, biological process: exonucleolytic trimming to generate mature 3'-end of 5.8S rRNA from tricistronic rRNA transcript (SSU-rRNA, 5.8S rRNA, LSU-rRNA). The transcript is spliced from 3 exons.
GCCAGUUUGUUUUUAUCCAUCUGUGCCGGUCGGCAGAUUCAGAUCUUCGCUGUAGACGGACGCUUGAGAAUUGACUGAAGUUUUGUGUGCGCGCGCAAUUGUUGUUAAUUUUUCGUCAAUUUUGAUAUUCGUCUCCUUUUGUUACGUGCCGGCCGUGCGCCGCCUGCAUAUGCGUGUGUGUGCGCGCUUGCUUGUGUGUGCGUGUUGAGUGCAUAUGUGCAUCUGUGUCUGUGGAAGCGCGCAGACAACAAAAGAAAAUUUACCGGUCCACCUUCAGCGCUUCCUUGCCCUUGCCCAAUGCCGUUAUUCGCACUGCCAAAAUAACCAAUCGAAUUUUUUUCGCAUUCAAGUUGAAUAUUUUACAACUCAACUCGCUAAACACGUUUCUAUAUUAUAAAUUGGACCAACAAUUUAGCACAAUAAUGGCGUUGAUAAGACUGGCAAGACAACUGGGCCUGAUAGACACGUUGUAUGUGGAGGGUGGACGACCAGAUCCUGCGAACGCCUUGGAUGAACUGCAGAACGAGGCCGAUAUCAGCAUCAACGGUGUUUCCGGUGACGUUGCCACAACAGCCCAAGCUCAAGCUGCAGCCGCAGCCGCAGCCUCAGCUGGCGUCAAGACAAAGAAAUCACGCAAAUCCAAACAGUUGGCAAUGCAGCCAUUUAGUUAUGUGAUUGCCGUUGACUUUGAGGCCACAUGUUGGGAGAAGCAGGCGCCGCCGCAGUGGCGGGAAGCAGAGAUCAUAGAGUUUCCAGCGGUGCUCGUCAAUCUGAAAACGGGCAAGAUCGAGUCGGAAUUCCACAAGUAUAUCAUGCCGAUCGAGUCACCGCGCCUGAGCACCUACUGCACUGAGCUAACGGGCAUCGAGCAGAAGACUGUGGACACAGGUGUGCCGCUGCAGACGGCGCUAAUGAUGUUCCACGAGUGGCUGCGCAAGGAGCUGCGCUCUCGGAGUCUGAUACUGCCCAAGACGAGCAAGUCGAACUUGCUGGGCAAUUGCGCCUUCGUCACCUGGACCGACUGGGACUUUGGCAUCUGCCUGCACAAGGAGUGCACACGGAAGCGCAUGCGCAAGGCGCCCUACUUCAAUCAGUGGGUCGACGUGCGCGCCAUCUACCGCGAAUGGUACAAGUAUCGGCCGUGCAACUUCAGCGAUGCCCUCUCCCACGUGGGCUUGGCCUUUGAGGGGCGUGCGCAUUCGGGCAUCGACGAUGCCAAGAAUCUGGGCGCUCUCAUGUACAAAAUGGUCAGAGAUGGUGCCCUCUUCUCCAUUACCAAGGAUCUGACGCCAUAUCAGACACUGAAUCCCAAUUGUAUAUUGUGAACCAGCGUUCGAGCGAACUCCCUCCAAGAGAUAUCCAAUGAAAACAGAAAAGAAAAACCAAUGCACUUAGUUACUGACUUUUAAUAAACAAUUAAUAUUACGUAGCUGGCGAUGAUAGAUCGACAGUUCUUAAUGUGAGAGCAGCCUGCAAAAUGUUCGUGUGCGUGUGGCAAAUUUCGAGAUGAGUUCUGCAAAGGCAAUUGAUAAGACUUGAAAAUUCGACGAAUUGUUUCAAAUGAUGCUGCAUGGCCCCAGCGCGCACUCCUCUCUCUCUCCGUUUGUGUGUGUGUGUGUGUGCGUGUGUGUGAGUGCGCCUGGGGAAUGCAGCAUCUAAUAUAUUUAUAUACACAUACAUAUGGCCAUAGAGCAUAUUUUUCUACUAUUCAUAUUUAAUAAUGCAUAGUUAAUAGUGUCUAUACUGCGUAUAUGGAAUAUCAUACUUAUGUUCAUUGUCUUACACGGCCUGCAACAUUUAGCUAUAAGCAGCAUUACUAAUAAAACGACAAUAGAUAUAUUCAAGAGAUAAAAA